This is a messenger RNA of Cucurbita maxima (winter squash), 1315 nucleotides long. Its product is annotated as SNF1-related protein kinase regulatory subunit gamma-1-like. The transcript has 7 exons. The coding region runs from base 59 to 1288 and encodes 409 amino acids. The record is from RefSeq and is a predicted model, not a curated record. NCBI's taxonomy places the organism in Eukaryota, Viridiplantae, Streptophyta, Magnoliopsida, Cucurbitales, Cucurbitaceae.
GAAACCAGAAGAAGAAGAAGAAGAAGAAGAAGAAGAAGACGCAACUGGAUCACAAAAAAUGGCUCAGCCUGAAUCGAACCAAUCCCAAAGCACCCCGGAGAUCGAUUCCGCCACAGCUUUACAACAAUAUUUCGAUCGCAUCCCCGUCAGUUCCAUCUCCGGCAUCAAAUCCGCCCUCGUCUUGGAAGUGAAGACUGGGGACUGUGUUAAGGAUGCAAUAAGGGUUAUGUUUAAGAAGAAUGUGGAUUGUGCUCUCAUAGCCGAUGUCACCAGCGAGGGAUUUCCCGAUCGGUUCAUUGGCUUUGUCCAUCUCUCAAGCUUGCUUCUAUGGUGUAUUCAGGAGAUUGGGAAGUUGGAGGAUGAAAUCAAAUGCAUUCAAGCAGAGGAAACUCAAGAGAAUGUUCGUGGGAUUCUGAGUUUUCUUGAACAGAAUCCACAUAUUGGCCAAACCAAGGUGGGUGAGUUAGGGAAGACAUUUUUGUGGGAUCCUUAUUUCCCAGUAGGGAUGAGGGAUACACUUUUCCAUGUUCUGCUAUUGCUUUCAAAGCAUCGGUUGCAGGCUGUUCCUGUAGUUCAGCUCUGCAAUUCUCACGUCGUUGGUUUCAUUACAAAGAAUGCAGUAAUUCAUAUGCUUCUGGAAUCAAGUGGCUUGGAGUGGUUUGACAGCAUAGUGGACAAAGUUAUAUCGAAGUUUCGGUUUCAUAAUGAAGAGAAUGUUCUUCACGUCUAUGGCGAUCAAAACAUUAUGGAAGCCUUUCAUUUACUAUGGGAGAAACAAAUGGGUGCAGUUGCUGUAACAGAUAGGGAAAGUAAGAGCCUCAUUGGUUGUUUGAGGAACAGCGACACAUAUCUUCUAUUGGAGAAGGAAGAUCUAUUUCAUAAUAGAAAGAGGCUAACAGUGAAGGAGUUCAUGCAUAUGGAAUCGAGUAAAGAACAAGCAGACUCUAACCCAACAGUCAAAGGGGGCCAGAGGGCACUUACCUUGUCGAGCGCUCGUCCUCUAGUUAAGUGCAAAGUUCCAAAUAUGCACACUCCAGUCACCAUCAGGAGAGAUGACACUCUGAAGCAAGUGAUGAAAACUAUGGCAGAAACAAAUAGCAGUUUCAGCUUUCUUGUCAAUAGUUCCCACCAAGCAACAGGGAUACUCACCGUGGGAGACGUAAUAACUCAGUUUGCUCCGCCCUGUAUGGAUUCAACCAUUCAAGGAGGCGGUUUUUUUGAAUCUGCUCUGGAACAUACUGGCUGUCAGAUUAGAAAUGGAACCUUAAUUUGUAACAAAAGAUCUUAGAUAAUGAGCUGAGUUUAACCAUCUGAG